CUAUAUAUCCUGGCAUCCUGCAUCCUUAAGCUUCCCAUAGAACUCCUCUGCAACCUCAAUCUAUCACCGUUGAUCCUGCCUACUAAAAUCCACCCGUGACACUUAAUCCUUAAUUGCUCCCAAAUUUCUGGGCUUUCAAAGAGGUAAGUCCUCACUCUCAGUAACAACUUCCGAAAGCCUACUUUGGAUCUCCACUAUACUGUCUGAUCUUGCACUUGGCCAAUACCAUUCCCCAUCUCGAAUGAUAGAUGAUAGCCACUUUGGAUCUCCACUAUCCUAUACUGUCUGAUCUCACACGUCCAAUAAUUUUUAGACUUUAAUUGCACUAUAAGAUUGUAGCGGGUGUUUGUUCAGCCUUGUGUUUUCUUUUCUCCUCUUCUCUUCUCUUCUCUUCUUCAUGGCUUCCAAACAAUUCCAUGUUAUGAUGUUCCCAUGGAUGGCAUUUGGCCAUAUGAUCCCAUUUCUUGAGUUAUCCAAGAAGUUAGCAGCAAAGGGUAUUCGGAUUUCCUUCCUUUCCACCCAAAGAAACGUUCAGAGGUUGCCUCCCAUACCUCCAGAUUUAGCAGACAACAUAAAAAUGGUGGAGCUCCCACUGCCUUCAGUCGAUGGCCUGCCGGAAAAUUGUGAGGCUUCCGUCGACUUGCAAGGCGAGCAGAUUCCGUAUCUGAAGAAGGCGUGUGAUGGGUUAAAGGCACCAAUUGAAAAGCUAAUGCAAAAGGAUCUCCCAGACUUCAUUCUAUUUGAUGUCGUCCAGAGCUGGAUCCCUGAAACUGCCGCUAAAUUUGGUGUGCCUUGUGUCCUUUUCAGUGCGUUUUCUGCUUGUGCAGCAGCCUUCGCUGGGCCACCUGCUGAGCUGAAGUCCCUCAACCAACGAACAAAACCUGAAGAUUUCACGGUGCCACCAAAAUGGAUUCCUUUCCCUUCUCUUGUCUCCUACAGGCCUGAUCAGGCGGCAGCAUAUUUACAACAUUUUUACUCCCCUGACAUAACUGGCUUGACAGCCGGCCAACGCAUCGCUACAAUUCUGGAAGGCUGCGACUUUGUUGCAGUAAGAAGCUGCCUGGAGUUCGAAAGAGCAUAUCUGCAUGUCUUUGAAGAAAUCUUACGGAAGCCAGUUUUGCCUGUCGGAUUACUCCCUCCAAGGUCUGUGAAGAACAGUCAUGUCGACCACAAGUUUUCUGCUACUUUCAACUGGCUGGACAAACAGAGACCGAAGUCUGUGGUUUUUGUCGGAUUCGGCACCGAGUACAAAAUGCCUGUUGAACGAGUCCAUGAAUUGGCAUACGGGCUUGAACUCUCCAAGCUUCCUUUUCUAUGGAUUCUCAGAAAUCCCGAUGGACUAAGUAGCUCAGAACUAUUGCCUGGUGGGUUUUUGGAUCGUAUCUCUGACAAAGGCAUGGUUUCUCUUGGUUGGGCUCCACAGGUGGAAAUUCUGGCUCACCCUUCAAUUGGAGGGUGUCUCUUCCACGCCGGGUGGGGUUCUAUUAUCGAGUCACUUGGUUUUGGACACCCACAAAUUCUGAUGCCCAUGGUGGCGGACCAGAAUCUGAAUGCUAAGCUAUUAGUCGAGAAGGGUAUUGGCCUUGAGGUUCAGAUGAACAAAGAUGGCUCGUUCGACCGAGAUGCCAUUGCCAAGUCCACGAGGCAGGUGAUGGUAGACACAGAAGGAGAGGCACUAAGACUGAAGGCAGCUCAGAUUCAAGGAGUUUUUGCCAACCAAGACCUUCAUGAGAACUACGUAAACAAUCUCAUUCAGUUCAUGACCUCUUAUAAGAAAAAAGAAAAGGAUCAUCAAACGCCUAUAUAUAGAAGAUGCUAAGAAGUGCUGAAUAAAAGAGAAAUGAUUGUUGUACAACUCUUGUAUAACUUCAAUAACUUUUUUUAAACUAACCAUUAGAUCUUUUUCAGAUGUGUUAUUUACACAUCACCUUAGUGUACAACAGGUUUACACUAAGGUAAUGUACAAGAAUCAUUAGCCAGAUGUGUUUCCCUACAUAUGUGUCCUACAUAUCCAAUGGUUGAUUUUAAAAAAAGUUGAAAUUGUACAGAAGUUGUAAACGUAUCAUAUCUCUUAUCCUUUACUGUUGUGAAUGUGUUUAAUGUUCAAUAAACUUUAGGCAUUGCAAGCA
Alnus glutinosa is the source of this 2129-nucleotide messenger RNA. Its product is annotated as UDP-glycosyltransferase 91C1-like. The coding region runs from base 398 to 1819 and encodes 473 amino acids. NCBI's taxonomy places the organism in Eukaryota, Viridiplantae, Streptophyta, Magnoliopsida, Fagales, Betulaceae. The record is from RefSeq and is a predicted model, not a curated record. Gene Ontology annotation, molecular function: UDP-glycosyltransferase activity. The transcript is spliced from 2 exons.